Molecule: messenger RNA, 1199 nt
Organism: Halichondria panicea
Lineage: Eukaryota; Metazoa; Porifera; Demospongiae; Suberitida; Halichondriidae
Product: large ribosomal subunit protein uL10-like
Exons: 8
Coding region: 185-1132 (315 amino acids)
Biological process (GO): ribosomal large subunit assembly; ribosome biogenesis; cytoplasmic translation
Cellular component (GO): cytosolic large ribosomal subunit
Molecular function (GO): structural constituent of ribosome; large ribosomal subunit rRNA binding
Source: RefSeq, a predicted model, not a curated record
GGUACAGCCCAGUAAUUGUCCCGAAAUACACGUGUACAUUCAUAACGCAUGCGCACAUUUUCUGUAACCCCAAAAGCACGUGGUGAAUUUCAUAUCUCUUGUGGAACUCUUCAGUCCAAUCUCCUUCCACUAGCUACUUUAGUUCUUUAAACCCAAAGAGGGCAAUCCGUGACUCAUAAUUAGGAUGGUCAGGGAAGACAAACAAACGUGGAAGUCCAACUAUGUUGUAAAGCUUUUGGGUCUAUUUAACGAGUAUUCGAGGGUACUCCUAGUCAAUGUGGACAAUGUGGGCUCCAAACAGAUGCAGCAGAUUCGUAUUUCUCUCCGUGGGAAAGCUAUUAUUCUCAUGGGCAAGAAUACCACCAUCAGGAAGGCAAUGCGAGGGAGUCUAGACCAGAACCCCCAGCUGGAGAAGCUUUUGCCAUACAUUAAGGGCAAUGUCGGUUUUGUUUUCACCAACGAUGACCUACAAGAUAUCAGAGAAAUUAUCCUUUCUAACCAAGUGGGUGCUCCAGCCAAGGCAGGUGCCCUUGCUCCUAUAGACGUGUUCAUUCCUGCCAGCAACACAGGUCUUGGUCCAGAGAAAACAUCUUUCUUCCAGGCUCUCUCCAUUGCUACCAAGAUCUCCAGGGGCACGAUUGAGAUUAUGAGCGAGGUGCAUCUGGUUAAGUUUGAGGAGAAGGUGGGAGCUUCGGAGGCAGCUCUGCUUCAGAUGUUGAAAAUCUUCCCAUUCAGUUAUGGCCUCAAGAUUGUUCAAGUGUUCGAGGGUGGCUCGGUGUUCCCUCCCAGUAUUUUAGACAUCAAAGAGGAGGAUCUCAUUCAGCUGUUUUUUGUGGGUGUUUCCAGGGUGGCAGCUGUUUCCCUCCAGAUUGGCUACCCCACUGUGGCCUCUGUUCCCCACUCUAUUGUCAAUGGCUUUAAGAAUCUCUUGGCUAUUGCUGUUGCUACUGACAUUACCUUCAAAGAGGCUGAACAGGCUAAAGCAUUUGUGGCCGAUCCGAGUGCUUUUGCUGCCUUAGCACCAGUUGCUGCUGUGGCCGAAGAGAAGGGAGUAGACAAGGCAGCUGCUAAGGAGCCUGAGCCAGAGUCUGACGCAUCUGACGAUGACAUGGGAUUUGGACUAUUUGAUUAGUUUUAACACACUAACUGAUUUUGUGGUGAUAUUUUGCCAAGUGACUUACAAGUUUGGUUUAAAGUUA